Molecule: messenger RNA, 666 nt
Organism: Epinephelus fuscoguttatus (brown-marbled grouper)
Lineage: Eukaryota; Metazoa; Chordata; Actinopteri; Perciformes; Serranidae
Product: galactose-specific lectin nattectin-like
Exons: 7
Coding region: 41-535 (164 amino acids)
Molecular function (GO): signaling receptor activity
Source: RefSeq, a predicted model, not a curated record
UACUGCUGCAAGUGCAACCUCACCUGAUCAUCACAUCAAGAUGGCAUCGAGUCUUCAUUUGAUUGCUGUCCUCUGUUUGACCAGUGGACUGUGGAUUGGAAAUGCGGACUGUAGGCCUGAUGUGGGCUGGUGUCACUGUGACCAGUGCCCUGAUGGAUGGACUCGCUUUGGAGAUAACUGUUACCAGUUCCAUCAUGAACACAAGACCUGGGCUGAUGCAGAGUUUGACUGCAUUGCUCACCAAGGGAAUCUGGCAUCGAUACAUGGCCAAAAGGAAUACGACUUUGUCAAACAUCUGAUCCACGAAGACUCUGGCAAAGAUGAGCGAACGUGGGUUGGUGGCCAUGAUAUGGCAAAGGAGGGAGUGUGGAUGUGGAGUGAUGGUUCCCCUUUUGACUUAGAGGGUUUGUGGGGUGAAGGAGAGCCCAACAACGCUGGUCACGGUGAACACUGCCUGGAGAUGAACUACAAGGGUCAUCCCAACGAUGUGAACUGUAAUGGGAAAAAGGCUUAUGUUUGUGAAAAACCCCUGUGAAGAUCUCCAGCAUGUGCUGCCAUGGUGACGUCACUUCUACCAGGGUGCCAAGCCUCGAUGACAUCACUGGGAGAAGAUAUACUGACAGUGUUGAUUUAAUAUCAGCUGAUUCAAUAAACAGAUAAAUUCUG